CUUUCGGAAAACAGCAAGUCAGGCACACGCGCUGACUGCAAUUUUGAUAUUCGGAAUGCAGAAAUCAGUAUCUUUUUCCUGUCCAGGAUGCGAGAGAGGAGGGUUCCGCAGCUUGGUGGAGGCCCAGAAGCACUUUGAGAAGCAAUCUCACUCUGUGCGGUGUACCGUCUGCCAAAAGGCAUUCGGCAGCGGCAUGGCAGUCAUACAGCAUUAUCAAAAGCACGUCAAAGCUCGGGAAGCUUCAACCAAUACGAAAAAGCCCAUUCAGGAGAGAAAGGCUUAUAACCAGCAUUCAGCAGGUCCGACAAUAACGUCGCCAUCACCCCUCGGAAGUGGCCAAAAGUACUUUCAAGAAACUCUACUGACAGCUGUCGGAAAUAUAAUGCAUUUCGGAGAGGAGCGUGAUCCGAUCAACUUGCCCUUUCAAUUGCCUUUGAUCGCAUCGGGUGUAACUGAUGCUAAUGGUAACCAACCCUCUCGAUCUUUGCUCCCUUUUGCAGUCGUCCAUGCGACUAAGUGAUCUACAUAAAGACUUACUUGGUAUCCGGGAAACUCUUGGCUAGGAAUCGAUUUCAACACAAACAUCCACAACGUCGUUCUGCAUCCCCUUGAACAGUGUCUAAUUCUGAGGUAUCUGCGUUCCAAGUGCCAUUCAGAGAGCCGCCUU
Molecule: messenger RNA, 667 nt
Organism: Aspergillus eucalypticola CBS 122712
Lineage: Eukaryota; Fungi; Ascomycota; Eurotiomycetes; Eurotiales; Aspergillaceae
Exons: 1
Coding region: 56-520 (154 amino acids)
Source: RefSeq, a predicted model, not a curated record